CAGCCCUCUGGCCCCCAUGAACUCGGGGCAGGCCUCGGGAGAGGCCGAGCAGAAGCUGGAGGUGGUCAUCCAGAAGCUGGAGAGCCAACUCGUGGACUGCGGGAAGAAGCAGGAGGAAAAGGAGGAGGAGGAGAAGGAGGAAAAAGAGGAGGAGGAGGGACAAUCAGCCCUGGGCCCAGCACAAGACUCCCCGCCCUCCUGCCUGGCCGCCCGCAUCCGAGAGAUCGUCACCCGCAAUCUGUCGGAAAGGGAGGGCUCAGGCGCCACCUCCCCCGGGCUGGAGAUGGCAUCCCUGCUAUCACUCCAGGAGGAAAAUCGAAUCCUGCAGCAGGAACUGUCCCGGGUCGAAGACCUGUUGGCCCAGAGCCGGGCCGACCGGGAUGAGCUGGCCAUCAAAUACAACGCCAUCAGUGAGCGGCUGGAGCCGGCCCUGCAGCUGGAGUCCGGCGGGCCUGGGCGGGACUCUGGGGAGCCCAGGGGCCUGGUCCAACAGAACAUUGAGCUGCGGCGACAGCUAGAGGAGGAGCAGGCCGCCUAUAAGCGCAAGCUGCAGGCCUACCAGGAGGGACAGCAGCGCCAGGCCCAGCUUGUGCAGAAGCUGCAGGCUAAGGUUCUCCAGUACAAGAAGAAGUGUGAAGAGGUGGAGGAGCAACUCCUGGAGAAAUCCACACUGCUGGAGCAGCAGCGACUGGUGAACCACCUGGAUCUGACUGACUCGAGGCUGCGGCUGGACGAAGAGCAGAGCCGGGAGCUGGAGAACGCGCUGAUUCGCCUGGAGGAGGAACAGCAGAGGAGUGCCAGCCUGGUCCAGGUGAAUGCCAUGCUGCGGGACCAGCUGGAACAGGCCAGCACCGCCAACCAGGCCCUGAGCGAUGACAUCCGCAAACUGACCAGCGACUGGACCCGCAGCCGAGAUGAGCUGGAGCAGCGGGAGGCGGAGUGGAGGCGCGAGGCGGAGUCCUUCAACACCUACUUCAGCAGCGAGCACAGCCGCCUGCUGCUACUCUGGAGACAGGUGGUGGGCUUCCGGAGGCACGUCGGCCACCUGAAGGCCUCCACGGAGAGGGACCUGUGUCAGCUGCGAGGGGAGCUGGCGCGGACGGCCCGGGCCAUCCAGGCGGCCGGAGUCGGGCUGAGCGGGAGCCUGCGCCUGGCGGAGAGCGGCAGAGAGGCGGCCCUGGAGCGGCAGGCUUUGCUGCGUGCCCAGCUGGAGGAGCAGCUGCGGGACAAGGGCCGCGAGCUGAUCCAACUCCAAAUGAAGGGCGACCUGGAGAAGGCGGACCUCAGUGCCAGAGUGACCGAAUUGGCACUAUCUCUGGAGCGGCUGCAGAGCCAGGCUGCCGAGAAGGAGCGGGCCAACGAGGCCCUGACCCAGAAGCUGGAGACCCUGGAGGCCACGCGGCUGCAGGAGCAGACAGUCCUGGAAGCGGAGGAGCUGGAGACCCUGAGGACUGAAUCGGAGGUGCUGCAGCAAACCCUGAGGGACCUGGCUCAGGCCGUCCUGUCAGAUGCAGACAGCGGGGUUCAGCUGAGCGGGACGGAGCGCACACCAGAGGCCUCGGAUGCCAGCCUGCGGGGCCUGUCCUCCAGCCUGCGCACCCCGUCCCCGCUGCGCCCCUGCUCCCCCCGCCGCUGCGGCUCCCCGGCCUGCUCGGACUCCACGCUGACCCUGGUCCACUCCGCCCUGCACAAGCGGCAGCUCCAGGUUCAGGACAUGCGGGGGCGGUACGAGGCGAGCCAGGACCUGCUGGGCUCCCUGCGGAAGCAGCUGGGCCAGGGCGAGGGGGAGCGGCGGGCCCUGGAGAAGCGGCUGCUGCAGCUGCAGGAUGCGCUUGAUGGGGCGGCUCAGGCCAAGGAGGAUGCCCAGAGGGAGGCUCGGCGGCUCCGCGGCGUCACUGACCUCCUGAGCAGCGAGAAGAGCGAGCUGGCCGGGAACGUCCAGGCCCUGCAGCAGCAGGUGGCCGCCCUGCGUCAGGAGCAGGAGAAGCUGCAGUUGGCCAGCGGGGACCUGCAGCGGCAGAGGGAUCAGCUGGCGGAGGAGAAGGACGACGCCAUCCAGGACAGGGAGCGGGCCCGCAGGGAGAUCGAGCGAAGCCGCAAGCAGCUGGAGCAGGUGGAGGGGAAGAAAUCAGGUCUGGCCAAGGAGCUGGUGCUGGCUAAAGAGGCGCUGAGCAAGGCCACGCUGGAGAAGGACGUGCUGGACGCCGAGAAGGCAGAAGUGACGGAGACGCUGAGCAAGGUUGAGGCCAGCAGAGUGGAGCUGGAGUUGGCCACGGGGAAGCUGAAGGUGGAGGAGGCCUCUCUGCGGGACUCGCUGUCUAAACUGAGCGCCCUCAACGAGAGCUUGGCCCAGGACAAACUGGAGCUGAACCGGGCCAUUGUGCAGCUAGAAGAGGAGCGAGGGGCCCUGGUGGGGCAGAGGCGGGAAGCGGAGCAGGAGAAGGGCUCCAUGCGGGACCAGCUGGUGCGACUGGAGCAGGAGAAGCAGGAGCUGAAGGCCGGGCGGCAGGGGCUGGAGCGGGCCCUGCGCGAGGCCCAGGACACUCGGGACCGACUGGAGCGUCAGCUGUCCAUCUUGCACAGGGAGCGGGCCCAGCUGCAGGAGCAGCUGGCACAGCUAUCGCGGCAGCGGAGCGGGCAGGAGGAGGAGCUGCUGCAGGCGCGGCGGGACGGGGAGCGGCAGGCCGAGACUCUGGCCCGGACGGCGCGGGAGCAGGAGUCGCUGACCAAGGAGAAGGCCAGCCUGGUGGUACAGCUGGCUGCCUCGGAGCGGGAGAACCGGACCCUGGCUGAGGAGACCACCGGCCUCCGGUCAGAAAAGGAAGCCCUGGAGACCAGCCUGUUUGACCUGCAGCACCAGCUGGGGCACCUGGAAGGCCGGAAAGAACAGCUGGAGUCCGAGAACCAGGCCCUGCUCCUGGCCAAGGAGACGCUGCAUGUGGAGCUGACGGCCCUGCGGAAACAGACGGAGGCUGAGGGGCAGAGGGCGGCGAGAGACAAGGAGGACCUGGUGCAGAAGCUGGCCCGGGUGGAGCAGGAGGCCCAGGCCACGCUGCGGGGAGAGCAGGCCGCGCACGAGGAGGCCGUGGAGCGACUCCACAGGGAGAAGGAGGCAGCCCGGCGGGAGCUGGAGGCCGAGCGGACAGAACUGGUGCACCGGCUCACCAAAGAGCGGGAGGAGCUGCUCGCACGCUUCGAGGCGGAAAAGGAGGAGCUGAGCGAGGAGAUCACCGCUCUGCAGCAAGAGCGAGAUGAGAGCCUUCUCCUGGCUGAGAAUGAGAAGCAGCAGGCGCUGUCCCUCAAGGAGUCGGAGAAGACGGCUCUGUCCGAGAAGCUGAGUGGCACCCAGCAGACCCUGGCCGCCGUCUCCAUGGAGAUGGAGCGGCAGAAGCGCGACGCCUUGAGUCGGCAGGAGCAGGACCGGAGCACGGUCACCUCGCUGACGGCGGAGCUGAGGAGCCUGCGGGCCCAGUUCGAGGAAGCCAUCACGGCCCACGAGCGGGAGGUGAAGGCGCUGCAUGAGCAGGCUUGGGAUCUGGGCAAGCAGCGGGAGUCCUGCCUCCGGGAGGUGGAGGAGCUGCGGACCCAGCUGCAGCUGGUGGAGGAUGCGCGAGACGGGGUGCGGCGGGAGCUCCUGGAGGCCCAGCGGAAAGUGCGGGAGGGCCAGGAAGGGCGCGAAGCCCAGCGCCAGGAGGCCCUGGAGCUGCGUCGCAGUCUGGGGGACAGUGCCAAGGAGCGCGAGGCCCUGCGCUGCUCCAAUGAGGAACUGCGGGCUGCCGUCAAGAGGGCUGAGGGCGAGAGGAUCUGCCUGAAACGUGCCAACGAGGACAAGGAGCAGAAGCUGGCCCUCCUGGAGGAGGCCCGGGCGGCAGCGGGCAGGGAAGCCGGGGAGCUUCGGACCGGGCUGCAGGAAGUGGAGAGGUCACGGCUGGAGGCUCGCCGGGAGCUACAGGAACUGCGGCGGCAGAUGAAGGUGCUGGACAGCGAGAACACCAAGAAAAGCCAGGAGGUCGGGGAGCUGCAGGCCCGCCUAGCGCUGGGGGAGCAGGCGGAGAAAGAGAGCCAACGAGAGGCCUUCGGCCUGAAGCAGAAACUCCGGCAGAGCGAGGCCAACUGGGAGACGGCUCAGAAAGAGAUUCAGGCCUUGCAGAAGAAGCUGUCGGAACUGGAGGGGGAGUUCCGGGCGCGGGAGCGGGGCCUGCUGGGCUCCCUGGAGGAGUCGCGGGGGACCGAAAAGAAGCUGCUGGACAAUGCCCGCCACCUGGACCUGAAGCUGGAAGGGGCCCAGGCCCAAGCCGCCGAACUGGGGCUGCGACUGAGCGCGGCCGAAGGCCGGGCCCAGGGCCUGGAGGCGGAGCUGGCCCGGGUCGAGGGACAGAGGCGGGAAGGGGAGUUCCAGCUGAGCAGCCUGCGCUCCGCCCUGCGACGCACUCUGGGCAUCGGUCGGACCGGGCGGCCUCCCAGCCCCGCUCCCUGGCGCCGCGCCCGCUCUCCCCUCAGGGUCAUCUCCCCCGCCAGAGCCCAGACCCUUGGGGCUCCUACCUCCUUCCUCUUGGCCACCACAGGAGCCGAGCCAGCCGGCGAGGGCCGCAGCGGCGGCAGCGCUGGCCCCGCGUCACCCGAGCGCAGCCCCGGUUCUCGUCCGCGGUCCCCGGAGCCCGUGCUCUCCCCGCCCCCUGGGGACCUUGAUCUGGAGGCUGUGCGGGCAGCUCUCCGAGAAUUCCUGCAGGAGCUGCGGGAUGCCCAGCGAGAACGGGACCAAGCGCGGGCCCAGGCGACAGCCCUGAGCCGCCGGAUGGCAGAGGUGGAGGCAGAGCGGGCCGGCACCGGCGCCCGGGUUCAGCAGCUGCAGGAGCUGAUGGCCGAGAGUGAGGAAGGGCGGCGCAGCGUGGACGGGCGGCUGAGCGAGGCCCAGACGGCGCUGGUGCUGCAGGAAGAGACCGUGCGGCGCGGCGAGAGGGAGCGCAGGGCUGCCCUGGACCAGGUAGCGGCCCUGGAGCGGAGCCUGCAGGCGGCGGAAAGCGAAAGCCGGGCCCAACAGGAGAAGAUCGGCAAGAUGAAAGCCAACGAGGCCAAACUGGAGAGCGAUAAGCGCCGUCUGAAGGAGGUCCUGGACGCGUCGGAGAGUCGUGGCACCAAGUUGGAGCUGCUGCGGCGGGCGUUGGAGGGGGAGCUGCAGCGCAGCCGUCGGGGGCUGGGCGACCGUGAGGCCGAGGUCCACGCGCUGAGCGAGAGGGUGGUCACGCUGCAGAGACAGGUGGCGGACAGCGAGCUGAAGGCGGAUGCCCUGCAGCUGACGGUGGAGCGGCUGAGUGGGGCCCUGGCCAAGGCGGAGCAGAAUGAGGAGGCCUUGCGGGAGAAGGUGCAGGGUCUCACCGGGUCUCUGGCCGAGAGCAGUGGCAGCAUCGGUUCCGCCCAGGACAAAAACCUGCAGCUGCAGAAGGCGCUGACAGCCAGCGAGCACGACCGCAGGGUCCUGCAGGAGCGCCUGGAUGCCGCCCGCCAGGCUGUGUCCGAGGCCAAGAAGCAGAGCCACUCGCUGGCGGAGCAGACCCAGACCCUGCGCGGUGAGCAGGCCGAGCUGGAGCGGCAGCGGAGGGAGCUGGAAGGCCAAGUGCAGCAGCUGCAGGAGCUGCUGCGGCAGCGGCAGGAAGGCGAGCGGGCCGCCCUGCGGGCCGUGCAGAGGCUGCAGGAGGAGCGGGGCCUGCUGCAGGAGCGGCUGGCCAGCCUGCAGCGUGCCCUGGCCCACCUGGACAGCGAGAAGCGAGAAGUAGAGCGCUCAGCCCUGCGCCUGGAGAAAGAUCGGCUCGCCCUGAAGAAGACCCUGGACAAGGUGGCACGCGAGAAGCUACAGAGCCACGAGGACUGGGUGAGGCUGAGCGCCGAGAAAGGCCGGCUGGACCGCUCCCUUGCCGGCACCGAGCAAGAGCUGACUGAGGCCCAGGGGCAGAUCCAACAGCUGGAGGCCCAGGUGGCCGAGCUGGAGCAGACGCCCUCGCAGGGCCUGCUGGAGGCGGCCUCGCGGCAUCGGCAGGAGCUGCAGGGGGAGGUGGAGCGGCUCCGGGGGGCCCAGGCCCAGGCCGAGCGCACGCUGGAGGCCCGGGAGCAGGCCCACCGCCAGCGGGUCAGGGGGCUGGAGAAGCAGAUCGCCACUCUGAAGGAGCAGUUGCAGCAGGAGAUCCGGAAGUGCCCAGCCCAUAUCUCUCCCUCCACCAAUCCGUCAGGAAACUGAGUGGCCCACGCCUCAGAGACCCAGUGGGUUGGUGCCCUCAGCUGGCCGAUGGGCCUCUUGAGGGCAGGGCCGGGAUGGGCGGCCUGCUCCCUAUCCUCCCCCUCGUCCUCACUUCUGGAUACUCACUCUUUCCAGGAAAUUGUGGGCAGGGCCCCCGGCUCUGCCCAGCUUGAGGGGCUGUGGAGCAGCCUUAGGGCCGAGCCCCGGGUAGGGGUUCACUGAGGCUUUCGCCCCUUUGCCUCCAGCCCUUGGCAGUGGUUUGGUGCCAGCCCUCCCCAGAACGGGGAAUCGUUGACCGUGCAGCGAUCGCAUCCCACAGAGCUCCAACUCCUCUGGGGGAGCCUCUUGCCAAAUCCCCGCUGCCGAAAUUCCUCUUGGGGACAUCUCAUCUGGGGGCCAAAGUGGGGCUAGAGAGGGGAUCCUAGUGUUUCGUAGGAGCAGCUGACCUUUUGCCUGGGAAGCCCAGGGCCCCUCUCAUCCUGGAACAGAGAAAAGGCUGGCUCUGGGGGAGUUCCUUUAGAGCCAGGAAAGGGGAAAGGCUAGUGUGGCCUAAUGGACAGAGCAUAGGGCUAGGAGUCAGAGGACCUGGGUUCUAAUCUCGGC
Molecule: messenger RNA, 6835 nt
Organism: Tachyglossus aculeatus (Australian echidna)
Lineage: Eukaryota; Metazoa; Chordata; Mammalia; Monotremata; Tachyglossidae
Gene: CROCC
Product: ciliary rootlet coiled-coil, rootletin
Exons: 37
Coding region: 17-6232 (2071 amino acids)
Biological process (GO): centrosome cycle
Source: RefSeq, a predicted model, not a curated record